UUGCUUUUGCUUUUGCCCUUUGUUUGUUUCAUUCAAAACAAGUCUCAAAAAAAAAAAAUGUCGACUUCCAACAAGACAUACAAACUGUGUGUUCACAAUGCGGCGCAGCUCGUGACCGUCUGCAGCCAAGGCGAGCGCAUGAAGCGCGGCAAGGCGAUGGACGAGGUCGCCAUUGUGGAGAACGGGACGGUCGUGAUUGGCCACGACGGGCGCGUUGCGUACGCUGGACCGGCUGCGGAUGCGCCUGCGACUGCGACCGACGCAGACAUGGUUGUGAAUGCAGCGGGUAAGUGCGUGCUGCCUGGCUUUGUCGACGGCCACACGCACCCGGUUUGGAGCGGAAGCCGCGUUCACGAGUUUGCCAUGAAGCUCGCUGGUGCAACGUACAUGGACAUUCACAAGAUGGGCGGUGGCAUUGGAUUUACAGUGCAACACACUCGCGCUAGCAGCGAGGAGGAGCUGCAAAAGCUGCUGCAGGGACGCUUGGAUCGCAUGGUUCGCGCAGGCACUACUUGCGUUGAAGCCAAGAGCGGCUAUGGCCUUGAGACGGCGACAGAGAUGAAAAUGCUCAAGGUUUUGCACCGCGCCAGCAAAUCCCACCCAAUCACCAUCUGCUCAACCUACCUGGGCGCACACUCAGUCCCCAAAGGCACGCCUGUUGCAGACUACACAAAGAACAUUGUGGAGGAGCAGCUGCCCGAGCUGAAGCGAUUGAUGGACGCCGGCGAGAUUGCGCCCACGGCCAUCGACGUUUUCUUUGAGAAGGGCGUCUUUGAGCGCGAGGAUACGACCCGCAUUCUUCAGGCUGGAAAGCAACUCGGCUUGCUGCUCAACUUCCACGGUGACGAGCUCAAUUUUGUCGGCGCUGGAGAGCUUGGCGGUGAGCUGGGUGCACGCGCCAUCAGUCAUCUGGAAGAGGUGUCGGACGCUGGCAUUGCUGCCAUGGCGCAGCGUGAGGUGUUUGGAACCCUCCUGCCCACGACCGCCUACGUGUUGCGCAUCAAGCCCCCGCCUGCACGCAAGCUGAUUGACGGAAAUGUUCCUGUUGCUCUUGGCAGCGACUUCAACCCCAACGCCCAUUGCUUGGCAAUGCCUUUCGUGAUGAACCUUGCGUGCGUCACAAUGCGCAUGACCAUGAAUGAGAGUCUCGUUGCGGCGACCAUCAACGCUGCAGGCUCGUUGGGUGUCGCGCAAGACCAUGGCUCGAUCGAAGUUGGCAAGCUGGGCAACCUCGUGCUGAUCGAUGCGCCACGCUGGGAGCACGUCGUGUACGAACUGUACGAUCCCCCGAUCGAGACUGUCUUCAUCAAGGGUCAGGUCGCCCAUUCGCGAGCGUGACUCUAAUGGAUUCUGCUCAAGUCGUACUUGGAAUGGAUUUGUGCUCAAGUGGUGGGGGUUGGAUGUGCGCAAAGUCUAUUGACAAGGCAGGAUUGCGACCAUGAAUCAAUCACAGUCAUCACAACAAUUAAAUUGGAUGCAACGCAACA
Molecule: messenger RNA, 1487 nt
Organism: Capsaspora owczarzaki ATCC 30864
Lineage: Eukaryota; Filasterea; Ministeriida; Capsasporidae
Product: imidazolonepropionase
Exons: 9
Coding region: 58-1338 (426 amino acids)
Cellular component (GO): cytoplasm
Molecular function (GO): imidazolonepropionase activity
Source: RefSeq, a predicted model, not a curated record